GGGACACUUGAGUUCUUUCUUUAAAAGCAAGACACAAAGUUCUCCAGCACACGACGUGAAGAAGCAGGGAGUGAAGUAUCUAGGUUUAAUGCAACCCGGGGUGAUCAAAAUCGACACAUGAAAGAUGCAACGGGUGAAGUUUUCAGUGGGUCUGGUUCUGCUCUGUGUGCUUCCCAUGUGGAUUGGAUCAAGUAACGGGUGCUUUGCUGAGGACGGUGGUCAGUUAAAAUUGCAUCUAGAACAGAAGCUUAUAACUGCAGCAGCAGGAUGUGCCCAGAUCCCGUGUGGAUUUACUGAUCUACCAACAACAUUCAUGGCCAGAGAGAUCUGGUUCAAAGGCAGCCCGGCGUCCCCCCUCAGCCCAGAAGAGGUGGAGAAAAAGAAUGGACUGUCGAGACCACUUUCUACACUUAAAGAAUGCAGCAUUAUUCUGUGGGACCUCAUCGGACUGGACAGAACUGAAGAAUAUGGGUUCAUGUUAAAAUUAGCAACAAAUGAAACGCACAUCUUUCCUGAGACGGUUCAAGUAUCUUACUCUGCUGUGAAAAUGAACAUCAGUCUAAGCUCCGACAUCAUAGUAGCCACAAAGAUGACACUUCUAACUUGCAGUCUUUCGGACCUCUGUCUUGCUAGUGAUCCAAAAAUAACCUGGAAAGGGCUCAGAUCAAAACAAUAUUUUCCCCUGAGGUAUCGACUGAAAGAAGAUAACGUUUUAAAAUACUAUGAGAAUCUUCAUUACUCACCUGUGUCUGAAGACCACCAAACAGAGAUCACAUGCGAGGUUACGUUUGGAAAAAAUCUGACCGCCAGUGCUACGGUUACUUUAACAGUUCACUCUGAGCCUCAGAUACUGAACAGCUCUGCAUGCACCCGGCAGCAGGAUCUUCUCACCUGUGUGUGUGUUAGUCAGGGUGUGCCUUUGCCUGAUAUUCACUGGCCUCUACUGAAGGGCAAACGUGAUUUUACUACAGUCAGAGCAUCCGAUGGUCACAUGACUGUAAACAGCACCUUCAUGAUAACUGCUGAGGACUUUGGCAGGAUCGGGACUGUGAUUUGCAUUGGUACAAAUGAGCUUGGUCAGGCAAAUAUGACACUUCCAGUGAUCUUUGAAGGUAAUCCAGAUCAGUCAAAUGAACUCCCUGUGACUUUCGAAGGUAAUCCAGAUCCAGACACAAAAUAAAAACAAGUGUAGAGAUUAUUAGGGUUUAUGUUCAGAGUGAGUUGAGGGGCAUAUGACAAGCGUCCUGGAUUCCAAAGACAAUAUUGGUGUGUUUAAGAAUAUGGAUGAUGUGAGAAUAAUUUGAGGAACUAUUUUCAUUCAUUUUAACAAUCUUAUGUAUUUAUACACUUUGUUGAAACGUUUCAUAUAUCUUAAAUGUUCUUAUACGCAUGUAAGAACUGUUGUUCUUAAUAAAACUGGCAUAUAGAGCUCUUGGUAAUCUA
Molecule: messenger RNA, 1443 nt
Organism: Triplophysa rosa
Lineage: Eukaryota; Metazoa; Chordata; Actinopteri; Cypriniformes; Nemacheilidae
Gene: bckdhbl
Product: branched chain keto acid dehydrogenase E1 subunit beta, like
Exons: 5
Coding region: 125-1180 (351 amino acids)
Source: RefSeq, a predicted model, not a curated record